Molecule: messenger RNA, 559 nt
Organism: Oppiella nova
Lineage: Eukaryota; Metazoa; Arthropoda; Arachnida; Sarcoptiformes; Oppiidae
Source: the annotation of a GenBank genome assembly
GUCGUCGAUGGCAGCGAUGAACACAACGGGUGGCGGAGGAGAGGACUCGGAGGCUGACAUCGGCUGCGAUAUCAACUACGACAGCAUUAAGAUGUCGUACCCGACCGCCGGUCCCACACAAGUGCCGCCACAAUACAAGCCGUUGACGCUAACGGAGAAGAAGUUUCUGUUGGCCGUCGAGAGGGGAGACCUUCCGGCCGUUCGCAGGGCGCUGCUGGAACAGCCCAGGGAUCAGCUGAACAUCAACUGCUGCGACCCCGUAGGCAGGAGUGGCCUACUUAUGGCUAUCGAUAACGAGAACCUCGAGAUGUGUGAGCUAUUGCUGAGCGCCGGCGUCGAGAUGAAGGACGCCUUACUUCACGCCAUUAACGAGGAGUUCGUCGAAGCCGUGGAACUGUUGCUCGACAACGAAGACCAGAUACAUAUCGCCGGUCAGCCGCACUCUUGGGAAGCGUUAGAGCGCGAGACCUUCACCUCCGAUAUCACGCCAUUGGUAUUGGCCGCCCAUCGCAACAAUUAUGAGAUUAUCAAGAUCAUUUUGGAUAGGGGCACAUCACCU